Molecule: messenger RNA, 4045 nt
Organism: Salvelinus namaycush (lake trout)
Lineage: Eukaryota; Metazoa; Chordata; Actinopteri; Salmoniformes; Salmonidae
Product: phosphatidate phosphatase LPIN2-like
Exons: 19
Coding region: 76-3399 (1107 amino acids)
Biological process (GO): positive regulation of transcription by RNA polymerase II; cellular response to insulin stimulus; triglyceride biosynthetic process
Cellular component (GO): nucleus
Molecular function (GO): phosphatidate phosphatase activity; transcription coactivator activity
Source: RefSeq, a predicted model, not a curated record
GAAUCGUGUGCGCAGCGCAUGAAGUAGGAAGUCACUUAAUAAUUUUUCGGAAACUCCGUCUGCCAGUCCCAGACCAUGAACUAUGUGGGGCAGCUGGCGGAGACUGUGUUUGUGACGGUCAAAGAACUAUACCGGGGCCUGAACCCAGCCACGCUCACGGGGGCCAUCGAUGUCAUCGUGGUGCGUCAGGCCGACGGCAGCCUCCAGUGCUCUCCGUUCCAUGUGCGCUUUGGCAAGCUGGGGGUGCUACGCUCCAAGGAGAAAGUGGUGGACAUAGAGAUCAAUGGGGAGCCAGUUCACCUGCAAAUGAAACUGGGGGACAAUGGAGAAGCUUUUUUUGUGGAGGAAAAUGAGGAUUGUGAGUCCAGAGUGCCAGCCCACCUCUGCACGUCGCCCAUCCACAUAGAGCUGCUGGAGGUGGCUGAGGAAACCUUAGAGGGGCUCCCCAGUUCCGGAAGCACACGAAGGAAAAAGAGGCGGCGAGUACGCAUACGCUCCGACUCCCACCUAAGAGAAGAUGGUAGCUCCUCGUCCGACGAGAGGGAAAGAGAGAGAGAGAGGGAGCAGUCAGGAGAACAGGAGAGCCCCUCCAAAGAAGAGCCCAACACGCCCAUGCUCGCCAGUAAGUCUGUGUACUUCUCGCUGUCCGAGGAGCCGCAUGAAGAGUUGGUGGCCGUGCAGACCAGGGACGUCCACCCUCACUCUGAUGGAGAGUGGUCCCCCUCAGAGAGUGUGUUCUAUAGUCGUCCUUCCUCCCCCAAGAGUGACUCUGAGCUACUGGUGAAGCCUCCGGAGUCUUCAGGGCCUCAGAUGCAGUGGAACUGGGGUGGCUUUCCUGAGAUGUGUCCAACGGAGAGAGGGAGGGUGGAGGUGCAGCAUGUCUCCGCUGGCAUCCACUGCUCGGACAGCUCCCACUUCCGCACCAUCCAGCGGCAGGACUCCUUCGACAUGGGCCUAGAGCCCGGGGUUAGCUUUGUCCAGCUUUGUCCGAGCAGUAGCGUGACGGUGGUGGUCAGGCCCACGCCCAGGACCGGACCAGCGGUCCAACCCACAGAAAGUUCCCGCAUAGACCUGGAGAGAGCCUCCAAUAUGACCCACUCCACCCCGAAUCACCACACCUCAGAGCUCUUCUCAGAACCGCUAACAUUGGCAUCGUUAGCGAUGGCUAGCAUAGAAUCGCCCCAAGCCCCAGGGCCUAGAAAAACAAAAACGCAGCCACAAGUAGAGACCCAGCAGGCAGGGGAUGAAGUAGCCGAGGAGUCCCCAUCCAACCCGGAGCUGGAAGACUCCAGAAACUCCCUGGCUAACACAAUUAGCAUGGCUAAUGUAGACAACACUGAUAGACAAGCUAGCGAAGAAAGCACAGCAAAUGUUGAAUGUGUAGCUAACAACAUUGUUAGCCAAGUUGAAAACUGUAUAGACACACACAUCCCAUCCAUAAAAGGUAGCAAAGCUGGCACAAUCAGCGCAGACAGGCUAGCUAGCGACAGCACAACUGCUAUAGCUAACAAGGCUAGUUUGGCUAACACAACUAGCUAUGCCAGUGCAGCCAACUUAGGUCUCAUUACCACAGAGUAUCUGGGUAGUAGAGCACAACCAGAACAGCACAGUGCCUUUCCAGAACACAAUGGACAAGGGACAGAAGUUGUCUUGAGUGAGGGUGACAGCGGGAUUGAGCCCUGCACCGAGGGAGGGGAGGAGACAGAGAACGGCUCUGCAAUGACGGACAAAGCCACAGACGGCUCCCUGACCAAUCAGGCUGCAGAGAGUGUCGGAGUGACAGACUUGUUAGCCACUGAGGCUCUGGGGGAGGAGCAGUCUAGCUCAGCAGAGCACCAGGACAAGAAGAAAGGUAAACGCAGUCAGCACCUUGGACCCUCCGACAUCUACCUGGAUGACUUGUCUAACCUGGACCCAGAGGUGGCAGCUCUCUACUUCCCACCUAAAAGUGAGGCAGAAGGAUGCUCGCGGCUCGGUGCGGAGCAAGGGUCCGGUUCUGGUAACCAGUCUCCCCAGUCGGUGGGCAGUGGGGCCAUGGACAGCGGCACAGAGUACCUGUCCGACUCUACCACCAACCACAUGGACGUUAGCAUGUCCCUUUGCGGUCGCACCGGCCACACCAGUCAAAUCAACAAAGAUCAGUUUAUGGAGCACGUUGUGAACUACCAGGAUUUGGUGAGCAACCCUGGAAUCAUCGAAGAUCCAAACCUGGUUAUCUGCAUCAACUCAAAGUAUUAUAACUGGGCAGUGGCUGCCCCUAUGGUUCUGUCAAUGCAAGUUUUUCAAAAGAAUAUACCAAAGAGUGCCAUUGACCAGCUGGUGAAGGACAAGAUGCCCAAAAAGUCUGGCCGCUGGUGGUUCUCCUGGAGGAGGAAGGACAUGGACACUAACUCAAACCAGACUGGAGAGAACUCUAAGCAGGACCAAGAGGAGGCACAGACCAAGAAUGAUGUCUCAACCUCUGUGUCUGUCACUGGUCCCUCAACAACCAUACUGGCGACUCUGGAUGACCUGACUAGUGACGAGGAGGCGGGCCUAGGCAGAGUGGGCAACCUAUCAUCAGAGACCCUAGAGACCAUAAACACUGCCCAGUGUUUUAGCCAAAUGUACCGCAAGUCCCUACGCCUCACCUCCGAACAGAUAGAGCGGUUGAAACUGCGUGAGGGGGCCAACAAGGUUAUGUUCAGCGUAACCACUCAGUACCAGGGCACCUGUCGCUGCGAAGCCGCCAUCUACCUGUGGAAUUGGGACGACCACGUCGUCAUCUCAGACAUCGAUGGCACCAUCACAAAGUCUGAUGCCCUGGGUCAUAUCUUACCUCAGCUGGGGAAAGACUGGACACACCACGGCAUUGCCCGUCUCUACCACAAAAUCCACCAAAACGGAUACAAGUUCCUCUACUGUUCGGCGCGGGCCAUCGGCAUGGCUGACAUCACCAAGGGCUACCUGCAGUGGGUGAACGACAAAGGCACCGUCCUCCCCAAGGGCCCCGUGCUGCUGGCCCCAAGCAGUUUCUUCUCGGCCCUGCACAGAGAGGUGGUAGAGAAGAAGCCGGAGGUGUUCAAGAUCGCCUGCCUCACCGACAUCCGAGACCUGUUCAACCCCCAGAGGAAGCCCUUCUAUGCAGCCUUUGGCAACAGAACCAAUGAUGCCAAUGCUUAUAAGGAAGUGGGUGUCCCUGACACCAGGAUCUUCACUGUGAACCCCAAGGGUGAGCUCAUUCAGGAGAAGAACAAAGGGAGCAAGUCCUCGUACACUCACCUGAGCGAGCUGGUGGAGCACUUCUUCCCUAUGCUCUCUGAGGAUGGGAGGUCGUCCUCCUUCGACUGCCCCGAGUUCAGUCACUUCUCCUACUGGAGAGAGCCCCUACCACCACUGGACCUGUCCACUCUGGAUUAGACACACACACACGUUCGCGCGCACACACACUCGCCACUGGACCUGUCCACUCUGGAUUAGACACACACACACACACACACACACACACACACACACACACACACACACACUGGACCUGUCCACUCUGGAUUAGACACACACACUCGCCACUGGACCUGUCCACUCUGGAUUAGACACACACACACACACACACACACACACACACACACACACACACACACACACACACUCGCCACUUGACCUGUCCACUCUGGAUGAGACACACACACACACACACACACACACACACACACACACACUCGCCACUGGACCUGUCCACUUUGGAUGAGACACACACACACACACACACUCGCCACUGGACCUGUCCACUUUGGAUGAGACACACACACACACACACACACACACACACACACACUCGCCACUGGACCUGUCCACUCUGGAUGAGACGACACACACACACACACACACUCGCCACUGGACCUGUCCACUCUGGAUGAGACACACACACACACACACACACUCGCCACUGGACCUGUCCACUCUGGAUGAGACACACACACACACUCGCCACUGGACCUGUCCACUCUGGAUGAGACACACACACACACACACACACACACACACACACACACACACACACACACAC